Molecule: messenger RNA, 1305 nt
Organism: Dicentrarchus labrax (European seabass)
Lineage: Eukaryota; Metazoa; Chordata; Actinopteri; Moronidae
Product: free fatty acid receptor 2-like
Exons: 2
Coding region: 328-1218 (296 amino acids)
Biological process (GO): cellular response to fatty acid; G protein-coupled receptor signaling pathway
Cellular component (GO): plasma membrane
Molecular function (GO): G protein-coupled receptor activity
Source: RefSeq, a predicted model, not a curated record
UGGAUACUGGCUCAGUCCCUAAUUAUAAUGUUCCGGGUUUAUUCCAGCAGAGAUCUAGUGGGAGGAGGUCCUUUAUUAACAUAUCCAAUAUAAAAGUCAACAUUAACUUCAAUUUUGUAUUUUAGUUAAUAUUCACCAGCUGCUGUGUGCUUGUUGCUUUGUAUAGAAUGGAUAGAGUGAAUUGAAAAUGAUUCCGGCGUAUUACAUUUUAAAUCAGCUCAUCUUUAAACUCACAAGUUAUAAACGAGGUGUCUUUACUUAAAGGCACAGAGAGAAUUAGUUGUUGUUCAAGCCUUAGCAUUUUGGAAAACAUCUACUUCCAGGAUCAUGGCGGUGGUGAGGAGUGAGGUUAUUCUCUCAGUUUACAUUAUUUCCUUCCUGAUAGGCCUGCCAGCGAACCUCCUGGCUCUCUAUGCCUUCAGUGUUAAAAUCCACUCCAAGCCACAACCAACAGACAUCCUGCUACUCAACCUGAUUGUCUCUGACCUGCUCUUUUUGAUCAUCCUCCCUCUCAAGAUGUAUGAGGCAGUGUCAGGCAUGAAAUGGAAUUUGCCCAAUUAUGUGUGCUCCAUCACCUCCUUCACCUUCUUCUCCACAGUCUACACCAGCUCCUUGAUGCUGAUGGCAGUCAGUGUGGUUCGCUACAUCGGGGUAGCUUUUCCUAUCGCCUAUCAUCAGCUGAAGAAACCUGUGUAUGCAAUAGUUAUCAGUGCUGUUAUUUGGCUGAUCUCAACUGCACACUGCAGCAUUACUUUCAUUACCCAGCACCACCCCUCCUUGUCCAGCAACAAUGCCACCGUGUGCUAUGAGAACUUCACAACAAAGCAGUUGGACAUCCUCCUCAAAGUACGUUUGGAGCUUUUCAUUGUGCUCUGCCUUAUACCUCUUCUCAUUUGUGUUUACUGCUACAUGCGCUGCAUCUUGAUCCUGCACAGUGGACCUAGGAUAUCGCGGAUGCAGAAGCAGAAGGCCAUUGGCAUGGCCGCGGGGACUCUAGCUGUGUUUCUCAUUUGUGUGCUGCCAUACAAUGUGUCUCAUUUAGUGGGUUACAUCCAGGGUGAGAGCCCAAGAUGGAGGUACUACACCCUGCUACUUAGCACCUUCAACACCUGUAUUGAUCCUAUCAUCUUCUACUUUUCCACUAGUGAAAGGUCACUUGUCAGGAAGCGUAAAAUCGCUGUUUCAGGAGUACAAAGACAGGCAACAAGCUCUGGCUGAGAGCAAAAUACACUUUCAAUACAAUAUGUCCAUAUCUAGAUUCAAUAUAAGUCUUGCACUGUAUAUUAGUAGUACAGAUGUUAUCAG